Messenger RNA from Topomyia yanbarensis, 2883 nucleotides. RefSeq names its product nucleolar protein 4-like. The record is from RefSeq and is a predicted model, not a curated record. Bases 1034 to 2341 code for a protein of 435 amino acids. NCBI's taxonomy places the organism in Eukaryota, Metazoa, Arthropoda, Insecta, Diptera, Culicidae. The transcript has 8 exons.
AUUCGGCGAGUUGUGACAUCGGGAAACGGUGCUCCGGAAGGAUUUAGAAUCUCUGAGCUGCUGAGGGUGCUCGGAUGCUACUGUACUGAAUUUUCUUGGAAGCUUUCAAGGCACAUCACCCACACUCCAUCCUACGGAGGGACUGUACCCCGUAUCCGUAGCAAGACGUUCGGUACCACGCAUCCUCUAAUACAAGGGGGUAUUUUGUGCGUCUCCUUACAAGCCGAGCAGCCAUUCAAACAUCCAGACUGUGGGUGGUUGGGUGGUGCUUUCUUGCCUACGAGAAACCGAGAGACACCCGAAAGGAAGGUUACCCCGGAGAAGAUCAUCAACACAGCACACGAACCCCCCGAACUUAAGCAGGCGAAGAAAAAGCAGAAGGAGAAGGCACAUUCCAUCUUACAUUUUUCUUUCAAGGAUAAUAAUAGUCAUCGGUUGGUCCUGGCAGAGCGUUUGUGCUGCUUUGCUCGUCGUCGAGUGCGGAUCGGUUGUCUUAGCCCAACUAGCUUUCGGUGUGCUCUGUUUCAAAGUGUGUACUAAACUAAUGAGUGAGUUUUAACUGAAACUAAAUGGUGAAGGGAUAAAUUAUCAAAACAAAUCAACAGUUUCCCAAGGAUUUCUAACUUGUGUGCUGCAGUAAAAAAAAGUGAUCAAAAUCAAUCAUACAAACGUUUACUUUUUUCUUUUUUCUUCCCUAUCACCGGUCUGGAAAAUAUAAAAAAUCCUAACGAAAAAAAAACAAUCCCGUGCCGAUUGACCGCGUGUUCCGAUCAACGACAACUUCGACACGCCGCUCUGUUGCUGCGGAAAAUUGCGCGAUUCUUGCUUGUGUCGCGUGGCGGUGCACAUUUGAAUGUGUGGUUUAUGUGUUUUGGCAUUUCCCUUCGCGCUGGUUGUUCGUUGAAAAAUAAUCGUAAUAAAAUAUAAACCACGCGCACGUGUGAAUCUAUUCUGUUUUGGUGCCGGUUCUGCUCUGUGGUGGUGUGAAAUUGUACCCGGUUGGAAUCCGCGGAUCUGAUAUUUACACUUCGCGAUGGCAGCGAAGAGAAAGGCCAGUGCUAUGUUGCACAACAAGGACUCAAUUUCGAUGCCAUUCAACAGUGAAACGCCAGAAAAUAAUGGCACAGGUGCUGGGGCAACAGGAGAAGAUGCGUAUGCUGGUUUGAUCAAGGACGCUGAUAAAUUCAAACUAAUGCUGCUGGCAUGGAACUAUCAGAACUCAGCAGCAGGUAAAUCUCAAAACGGUGCCGAAGGUCCAGAUCUGGCCACGAUGACCAACCUGUGGCAGCAGUAUCAGAACGCACUGGCGAUGAAUGCCAAAACAUCCUUCAACCAAUUACCGAUUCCCGAACGCCAGCAACCAUCCCCCAUCGAGCAACAGGACGAGACCAAUUCGUCCGAACAGAAGGAUGAUGAUGAGCUAUCGGAAGAUGAUUCCGAGGAUCGUAUCGAAGCAACCGUGAACGAUCCGGAACGGUUAAAGGCAUUCAACAUGUUCGUACGGUUGUUUGUUGAUGAGAACCUGGACCGAAUCAUUCCGAUUUCCAAGCAACCCAAAGAAAAAAUCCAAGCCAUCAUUGAUUCCUGUACACGACAGUUCCCAGAGUUCGCCGAACGCGCCCGAAAACGUAUACGGACCUAUCUCAAAUCGUGCCGGCGGAACAAAAAAACACGUGAGGGAUGGGAGAACACUGUAAGUGAGUCACGACCUACGCCUGCUCACCUUACUUCCGUACAAGCGGAACAGAUUCUGGCUCUAGCCUGUGAGAAUGAAAGUCUCAAUGCCAAACGGAUGCGAAUAGGUUUGGAACCCAUUAGUCAAUCUGUGAAUCAGACAACGGCGGUAAGUUUUAUGACGUCCGAGCCUCCAAAUGUUCCGAAUCUGUACCAAAACAUGAAUUUGAAGUGCGAAACUGAUACUGUACCAGCGGUUAAAACAGAACCGGUUCCUAAAAUGUCUCCUAUUCAGAACACGACACCGGAUAUGAACCAAAUGAAAUUAAACAUUCCAAGUGCCAGCGCAAGUUCCACGCCUACCAUACCGACAACGGUACCGACCAUUUCCAACUUUCACGACUACAACACCGGCUUCCCCAACCGAUCGCAACACUAUCAGAACUUUAUGAACUCGGUUAGCAGUUCCAACAGCACGACUACCACGAUGUCCGCUACUGGUACUGCUCCCACCGAUCUGUCGAUGAAGCGACCCAUUCUGGCGCAUAAACUAAACAGUGCGGAAAUUACCGCCGUCAAGCAGCUGGUUACUGGCUACCGGGAGAGUGCGGCCUUCUUGAUGCGAAGUGCGGACGAGCUGGAGAAUCUCUUACUACAACAGCAAUAAAUAUGAGACAUCCAUGAACUACACAUUAAGUUUCAUUAUUAUUAUUAUUAUCAUAAAAAUAAGCAGAAGAGAAAAGAAGUUACUCAUUUGGAGAUACCAAAAACUACCUGUACGGUCAUAGUUCAGACGAGACAAAUUCAAAACUUAACGGAAAUAAGUGUCGCAAUGAAUUUUAAGUUACGUGUAUAAAGUGUUAAAUAAAAACAAAGUUAGAAAUUGAAAUUUUUGAAAACUGGCGAAAAAAUACAAAACACAGGGUGAUAUAGAACUACAAAGAAAUUAUAUUUAUUUUUUAAAUAAAAACAACAUAGAUACGAUGAUCCCAGUAAAGAGGACAAGAGCAAGAGAAAAAGGGUGUACGUUUCCUUACGGACGAAUUGCUAUUGUAAAAGAACGACUACUCUGUUACGAUUGUCGGCGUAAUUUACCAACUUACUAGAAGAAAACGAUUGUAAUAAACAGGAAGGAACCUCAGAAUAAAUUUUAUCUAUUGAGUAAUUUGCAAAAAACCUUAAAUAAAUUACCACGGUUAUCUUAGCAAA